Messenger RNA from Fusarium proliferatum ET1, 1641 nucleotides. RefSeq lists its product as uncharacterized. Bases 1 to 1641 code for a protein of 546 amino acids. NCBI's taxonomy places the organism in Eukaryota, Fungi, Ascomycota, Sordariomycetes, Hypocreales, Nectriaceae. The transcript has 5 exons. The record is from RefSeq and is a predicted model, not a curated record.
AUGUCUGCUGAGCUAGCCCUUGCCAUCAUCCCUUUAGGUAUUAAAGUUUGCUCUGGCUUGUCAUCCUAUUUUGGAAGCCUGAAUGACUAUAGACAAGAUGUUAGCCGCCUCGCUCGCCAAACUCGGGCUAUGGAGAACAUCUUUAGGGACCUCGAGGUAUUACUAGAGCGAAGUCAACUUGACCCCCAGAUCCUUGCUUCGGCCGUCGGGGCUAGAAGCCUUUUGGAAGCUUGUAAAUCUGGAUUACAAGAGUUGCAGGAACUGGAACAAAAGCUUAGCAUCCCUAUUAAACCAAGUGCCAAAGCUCUAGGCAAGACAAAAGCAAGAUUUGCGAAAUUCUCCUACCCCCUUCGAAAAUCACACAUUUUGAAACUCCAGACCGCUCUAGAUACCAUUUGCAUACCGCUUCAGCUCGCUAUUGAGAAACUCCACAUAGAUAUCGGACUCUCGACAAGAAACAGUUCACUAGAAGUGCUAACAGCACUUCAACAGACGUCAGGUCUUGUGUCAAGUCUCACAGCAACUACACAUAGUCUGGCUUCACCAGUAGGGGAGGUCAGCGCAGCACUUCCUAUCCUUCAGAGUUCGGUAGACGCGAUAAAUCCGUAUAUCACUAGUGCAAUCCAAUCAUAUAUGGAGCAGACUCAGCUAGCUAUACGACAGGCUGACGCAGCAGCACGUGAACGGGCUGAAGCUACGAACAAGCUGAUCAUGGACCUGCAAACUAGGGAACCAGGCGCAGAAUCUACAGUUCUUUGUCCAAGAGCAAAGUCAAAUCCGCCUACUAGCCUUUCUCAUUCUGGUGUAUUCUGUUCUUGUCGCGUACAACGAUUACGGACAUAUCGAGGGGGCUCCUAUGGGCCUUUAUAUGUCUUUAAUGAAUGUAAUACUGUCGUCAAGCACGAAAACAGCUGCCCGCUUUGCGGACCUAUAUCAGAAUUUGAGAAAUCUCAAGGUUUGCGUGUUACUUUUUCUAAUGCGCUCAUUCAAGGAGCCUUACAGCUGUGCUUCUACACAAAGAAGGGUACAGGCGGGUUCAGUAUCAGCCCUGGACUCGCCUUUUCACCUAUCGUUGAUAGACGGCAGGGAUUAGCAUGGCGACUCUUAUCUUACGGAGGCUAUUGCGUGGUUCGGGCUUUUAGCCAUCCCAGGCCUGCUGCGACGACAGAAGCUAUGUUAAGGGUGAUCCUUUCCAAGUUGAGACUGUUCUUCAGCUACAGAAAGGCGAGCCCAAUUGAGGUUGACAUAGAGAAUAACUCUCUUCUCCACGAACUCGCAAAACUAGUAAACUUGUGGUUUGCAGGCAUGCAAACGAGAAACAGAUUUAGCGCACAAACCGAUAUGUUGGCCCGGUGUCUCCCGGUUAUGGAAGAGCUCGUGAAUUUCAUUAUCUCAGCAGGAUCCCCGUUGUCAACUCGUAAUCGUCAAGGACACUGCAUACGGGAUUAUUCUCCCAACUUCGCUCCAGACGGCAUUUCACGCAGAUGGGGCAAAUUUGGAACUCAACGCGAAUAUCGACCAGCCAUACAAUGGGACUAUGACUUGGAGGAGAAGCCUACUCCCAAAAAUUCUCAAGAACUCUGCUUUACAACAAGGAAACGCGGAAUUGUUCCAUGGACCCUUGAUAACGGCGAUCCUUAG